AGUAACAUUUUUCACUCACACCGUCGAACCGACUUCAAAAAAAGAAAAAAACUUUAAAAACCUCUUUCAUGCUUUUAGACCAUCCCUUUGCCUCUUUCUCUCCUAUCUAUCUCUCUCUCUCACUCUCUCUCGCUCACUGCUCUGUGAAAACUCUUCAACUUCCUUCUUCUUCCCCCACUCUCUCUCUCUCUCUCUCUCUCUCUCUCUCUCUCGCUCGCUCUUACCAAAAUGGCUCACUCAGCGUUCGUAAUUUUCACGGUGUUCGCUUUGGUGGCUGGCUCGGCUCUAGCCCAGGCUCCAACAGCCGCGCCGACCGCUUCGCCAACGAAGUCCCCUCCGGCUUCUUCUCCGACUCCGGUGGCUUCGCCUCCGGCUAAAACUCCAACUCCGACGGUCUCUCCUCCGACCUCAUCUCCGCCAGCCUUAUCUCCAACUCCUUCGGCUCCGGCUUCAUCUCCUUCGGCCACCGUGUCGCCACCUGCGUCUUCCCCAACCGGCUCUCCUCCAGCUCCUCCUACUUCCGGUCCAUCAUCAGGCGUUCCUCCAUCAAUCAGCCAGGUUCCAACUCAGUCUCCGACUUCACCUCCUGGCAAUGGUGCUGCCUUGAACAGAGUCGCUGGAGCCGGAUCCCUAGCCGCGAUCGUCUUCGCCGCCUCCGUUUUACUGUAGAUCUGACCGGAGAUUUGGCUUAUUUACCAUUUAGAUGGCUUUUUGUGUUGUUGAGUAGGAAGUAGUAGUAGUAGUUUUUUUUAUUAUUAUUAUUUUAAAAUUGUUUUUUUUUUUUUUUCUGUUUUCAAUCUUAGUUCUAGUACUAUUAUGAUGGUGGAGGAUCAUAUCGGACGGUGACAGGUUGAUAGCGAUGGACGGUGGCGAUUUGAUUUAUGGUUCCUUUACGAUUCUAUUAUUGUUUGACGCUUUGUUAUAUUUGCGCACCAUUUUUAUUGUUAUUAUUUGCGGAUUA
This is a messenger RNA of Ziziphus jujuba (common jujube), 961 nucleotides long. Its product is annotated as classical arabinogalactan protein 5. NCBI's taxonomy places the organism in Eukaryota, Viridiplantae, Streptophyta, Magnoliopsida, Rosales, Rhamnaceae. The record is from RefSeq and is a predicted model, not a curated record. Bases 229 to 669 code for a protein of 146 amino acids. The transcript has a single exon.